This is a messenger RNA of Cimex lectularius (bed bug), 1486 nucleotides long. It is a transcript of the gene Pdhb, whose product is annotated as pyruvate dehydrogenase E1 component subunit beta, mitochondrial. The transcript has a single exon. The record is from RefSeq and is a predicted model, not a curated record. Gene Ontology annotation, biological process: pyruvate decarboxylation to acetyl-CoA. Gene Ontology annotation, molecular function: pyruvate dehydrogenase (acetyl-transferring) activity. Bases 332 to 1384 code for a protein of 350 amino acids. NCBI's taxonomy places the organism in Eukaryota, Metazoa, Arthropoda, Insecta, Hemiptera, Cimicidae.
AGAAAAUAGAAAAAAGAUUGUGUUUUCAAGCAAUUUAAUUGAAUCGGGCUGUUUAAAAUCGUGCAGGUCCUGCAAUCUAUGAUAUUUGGCAUCACAAUCUUCAGCUAUGAGGUAGAACUCUUGAUAAGUUUGAUAGGCUACACUUGUGAUUGUGAGUCCAAUUUUAUAUACGUUAUUUAUAAGAUCUAGAGUAAGUGAUUGGCCGUUGAAGAAGUUUUUUUUGUAUAAGACUGCCAGCUGAUUUUCUGUUGAAAGGAAUUUUUAUUGUUUUCCUAGACGAGGUUUUAUUGAAUGACUUAGCUUACGGUAGAGGACAAACUAGAAAUCGAAGAUGCUGCCUAGGAGGGGUCUCGGUUUUUUGAGGUGUUUCUCGACGGGUAAGGUCAAUUAUGGAAAGACCAUGACUGUGAGGGACGCUCUAAAUUCGGCUAUUGACGAGGAGAUGGAGCGAGACCCGAGGGUGCUGCUCAUUGGCGAGGAGGUCGCCCUGUACGACGGUGCUUACAAGGUAUCCAGGGGUCUAUGGAAGAAGUACGGCGACGAGAGGGUGAAGGACACGCCUAUCACGGAGAUGGGCUUCGCAGGCAUCUGCGUUGGCGCUGCGAUGGCAGGACUCAAGCCAAUCUGUGAAUUCAUGUCGUUCAACUUUUCGAUGCAAGGCAUCGACCAUGUCAUCAACUCAGCUGCCAAGACUUUCUACAUGUCUGCCGGGAUGAUCAACGUACCAAUAGUGUUCAGAGGGCCCAAUGGCGCGGCAGCCGGGGUAGCGGCCCAACAUUCUCAAUGCUUCGCCGCUUGGUACUCCCAUUGCCCAGGUCUCAAAGUGGUCAUCCCGUACAGUGCAGAAGAUGCAAGAGGACUCUUGAAGACAUCGAUCCGCGACCCAGACCCAGUAAUAUUUUUAGAGAAUGAGAUAUUAUACGGCACACAGUUCCCUGUCUCUGACGAAGCUCUCUCAAAGGAUUUUCUAAUACCAUUUGGUAAAGCUAAAAUCGAAAGACAAGGCAAGGACAUUACGCUUGUGACUUUUUCGAAAGCCGUUGAUACUUGCUUGGACGCGGCCAAAGAGUUGUCUGGACAGGGCUUCGAGUGUGAAGUCAUCAAUCUGAGGAGCAUAAGGCCACUCGAUGAAGAGAUGAUUUUCAACUCAAUCAAAAAGACAAACCAUUUGAUCACUGUUGAACAAGGAUGGCCUCAAAGUGGUGUAGGUGCGGAAAUAUGCUCAAGAGUUAUGGAGAACGAGGUAUUUUUUCACUUAGAUGCACCAGUCAUCCGUGUGACAGGAGUAGACAUUCCGAUGCCUUACACUAAUAGCCUUGAGCAGUUGUCAGUACCGCAACCUCAAAAUAUCGUAGAAGCGGUUAAAAAGAUGCUGAGUAAAUAACUGUAUCAAAUGCUAUUAGAAAAUUGAUUGUUGGGUUAUAUUUAUAUGUUUACAUUUGUUAAAUUUAAAUACCUGUUAAAAAUAUACUGUUGAUUAAACGUU